AUGCCAUGGGGACUGUCCCGAGAAGUCGUCGCCAGUUUCAGCGCGGGCAUCGCCCUGGCUUUAAUCCUCGAGCAACUACGACAGCGCUACCUUGACAGCAAAUCGACAUCAGAAUUCUCGCCAAGGUCAUUAUCAUCACACCUCGCUCUCAUCAAGGAAGGCCCAUCGUCUAUAGGAUCAUCUACAGGACAUGGCGAAGAAGCAUCGUCAUCGUCAACGCUUCGCCCAGUAGGCAGUGGCAUCGAAUCGACGAUCGGCAACACACCGCUCAUCAUCAUCAAAUCCCUGUCCACACUCACGGGGUGCACGAUCCUCGGAAAAUGUGAGUUCCUGAACGGGGCGGGCCAGUCCCCGAAAGACCGUGUCGCACUGAGCAUCAUCUCGCGCGCUGAGGCGCGGGGCGACUUGCACCCACACUCCGGGGACACCAUCUACGAGGGCACCGUCGGCAGCACGGGGAUCUCGCUUGCGACGCUGGCGCGCGCGAGGGGCUACAAGGCGCAUAUCUUCAUGCCGAGCGACCAGGCGUUCGAGAAGUCGGAUUUGUUGUUGAAGUUAGGUGCGGUGGUCGAGAGGGUCGAGCCCGCCCCAAUCGUCGACCAGUUGCAUUUCGUGAACCGCGCAAGAAAUGCCGCCAGGCGGCACACCGCAGACCCAGAGGUGCGCGGGCGAGGCCUGUUUGCCGACCAGUUCGAGACGGACGCGAACUAUACCGCGCAUUUUGAGGGGACAGGGCCUGAGAUCCUCGCCCAAGCCGGGGGGGAGGUUGAUGCGUUCGUUGCUGGUGCCGGCACAGGCGGGACGCUGUCUGGUGUGUCGCUGUUUCUCAAGUCGAAGCUGCCGCGUGUUCAGGUCGUGCUGGCCGAUCCGGAGGGCAGUGGCCUGUACAAUAAAGUCAAGCACGGGGUGAUGUUCCACAGUCUGGAACGUGAGGGGACGCGGCGGAGAGAUCAGGUUGACACGGUCGUUGAGGGAAUUGGGUUGACUCGGUCGACCAAGAAUUUCGAGGUUGGAAGGGAGGAGAUCGAUGAUGCUGUGAAAGUCACGGACGUGCAGGCGAAGAACAUGGCGAGGUGGCUUGUCGAGAACGACGGUAUCUUUGUAGGGAGUAGUAGCGCAGUCAAUUGUGUGGCCGCCCUUCAGACGGCCCUCAGACUCGGUCCCGGCCAUAGAGUUGUUACCAUACUAUGUGACUCUGGCAUGCGUCAUCUUUCGAAGUUUUGGGCCCAAGUUGGGGAUGUUGGCGGUGAGGCUAAGACCACGCUCGAGGACAUAAUCGAGGGUUGCGCUUUGGCCUGA
This is a messenger RNA of Exophiala aquamarina CBS 119918, 1299 nucleotides long. RefSeq names its product cysteine synthase A. Gene Ontology annotation, molecular function: cysteine synthase activity. The coding region runs from base 1 to 1299 and encodes 432 amino acids. The transcript is spliced from 2 exons. The record is from RefSeq and is a predicted model, not a curated record. Gene Ontology annotation, cellular component: cytoplasm. Lineage: Eukaryota; Fungi; Ascomycota; Eurotiomycetes; Chaetothyriales; Herpotrichiellaceae.